Molecule: messenger RNA, 1695 nt
Organism: Homarus americanus (American lobster)
Lineage: Eukaryota; Metazoa; Arthropoda; Malacostraca; Decapoda; Nephropidae
Product: ADP-ribose glycohydrolase ARH3-like
Exons: 9
Coding region: 94-1161 (355 amino acids)
Cellular component (GO): mitochondrion; nucleus
Source: RefSeq, a predicted model, not a curated record
UCUGAUCAUAGUGUUGUUGUUUUCUUCAAAGUUUGUACCAAUACUGUACCAGCCUUGGUGGCUACUAGUGAGCAGGUGGACUCAGGUGACGAAAUGGCGAUGGUUGAGGCAGUUGAGAUGAUGGCAGGAAGGUUCCGAGGGUGUAUGGUUGGAGCACUGAUGGGGGACUGUCUUGGUGCACCAUUUGAGGGGGAACCUCGUGCCACACGUUCUAUUCUCCAGUCUUAUUUUAGAAGACUUAGUGAUCCAGAUCUUAAAGUACCUUAUAAGCAGUAUACAGAUGAUACUGCAAUGACAAGAUGUGUAGCCCAGUCCCUCAUUGAAAAGAAAGGUUUUGACGCCAAAGAUAUGGCAAGAAGGUUUGUAAAGGAGUACUAUGCAGAACCAAAACGAGGGUAUGGUAGUAAUGUAACUGAUGUGUUUGCUGCCCUGCGUGCCACUAAGUUCAGAGAUCCCUAUAGUCCUGCAGCAUUUCAAUUUAAUGGUCGAGGUUCAUAUGGUAAUGGAGCUGCUAUGAGAGUUGCACCCGUUGCUCUCUUUUGUUAUGCUACAAAAGCAGGUUUGGUGGAUACAUCACGAGACACGGCACUCAUCACACAUGCUAACAGACUGGGGUAUAAUGGAGCAGUCCUACAGUGCCUGGCAAUCUACGAAGCUCUCCACACCCCUACGAACAAAUUGGACUCUGUGAAGUUUAUUGAGAGUCUUAUAACAAAAAUGAAGGAAAUUGAAAAACCUUCUGAAGAUGACAUUCUAUACGAGGGAGAAGACCCAUAUGUCUAUGUCAAGAGGUUGGAGAAAGUUCUGGAACUAAUGGAGCGUGGUGACUCAGUCAGCCGUGAACAAGUAGAGGAUGAAUUAGGAGUCUAUAUCUCUGCCCAUAUGUCUGUUCCUACAGCCAUCUAUUCAUUUAUUAGAGCUACAAGCCCUGUUGCUGAUAUUGAGUCUGAAAAUGAAUACCAGAGGACACUCCAUUUUGCCAUAAGUCUGGGCGGAGAUACAGACACUAUAGCAUCCAUGGCUGGAAGUAUUGCAGGUGCCUACUAUGGGGUUACAAAGAUCCCAGGAAAUCUUCAGAAGCAUUGUGAGGCUUCAUCAGAUGCUAUAAAACAAGCAGAUGAUCUUUUCAGUCUCUCUGAUCCCAAGCCACCAGCUUCAUGAAUAUAUUAAACUAUAGCAGAUGGUGUGGGUCAUAUAAUAUAAAAUUAUCUGACUUUCUCUUUAUAUGAUCAUUAAUAUAAAUUAACAACAAAUAGCAUUAUAUUUUACUCAAGUGAUCUAUUUUUCACAACUGUUUCUUUUUAUGUAAUAAAUUCAAAUAAGUUGCCUUAUGCUAUGAGAACAUUAUAUUAGUUACAUAAAUAAUGCUAACAUUCUAUGGCAUCCAUAUUCCGAGGCUUUAAGUUCACGAGAGCUCAAUGUAGUUUUAUUCACUAGCUAUUUUUCAUCUAAGGUCUGUACAGUACAUAUUAUUAAGUGCAGUGUGUAUAUUUAUGCGACACCUUUGAUGUAAGACACAAACACUUAUUUUUUAAGGCUGUUACCAAGUUAAUGAGAAUGUAAACUUCUUGACCUACACAAUUUUGCAGCAACCAAGAAACUAUGAACAUUAAGUUUUUAGCUAUCAUUUUAAAAAAGGUAUAUAUUGUACUGUAUUCUAAUUUGUAAAUAUACUGUAGUUUAUCUAGAAUCAUA